Molecule: messenger RNA, 3093 nt
Organism: Cylas formicarius (sweet potato weevil)
Lineage: Eukaryota; Metazoa; Arthropoda; Insecta; Coleoptera; Brentidae
Gene: TBC1D16
Product: TBC1 domain family member 16
Exons: 7
Coding region: 141-2144 (667 amino acids)
Biological process (GO): activation of GTPase activity
Cellular component (GO): early endosome
Molecular function (GO): GTPase activator activity
Source: RefSeq, a predicted model, not a curated record
CAACCUUGAGCGCUAUCGACAACGGCAUCCUAGUUUUAUUAAUAAACACAACGCACGGAGAAAAUUUUCGAUAAAACCUUUGACUCAAUUCGCCCACAUGUUUUACUCACCGUGGGCUUCUUGUGCUUUUUGCUUCAGACAUGCCUCUGUCGAAUAUAAUACGCCGAGCGUCCACGUACAUCCUCGGCUACGAGGAAUCUUCCGAGAAAACCGGCUACGAGAACAACGAAGUGCUGUUUUGCAAAAAUAACAUCUGCGUGCACCCCCCGGCGAUGAUGCGACACGAAAACGACAUACUGCACAAUCCUGGAUAUCUGACAGUAACGGCGAAAAUAUUCGUCGAUCAGUACAAUAACAGUAAGCGGCCCACAUUGUUUUUAACUUGGAUACCGAACAGCGACCUUUCCAAAUGUAACCUGCCGCUUCAAAAUAGCAAAUACAAAAAGGAGAGCAGUUUGGAAAGCCUCAAUUCCAACGACUCAAACAAUAGUUUCUCUAACGAGAGGCCUACGACCAUAGAAUUGAAAAGUACAAAUCCGUUUUUAAAUUUCGAAGAGAAAUCAUGCGAUAGCGAUGACGGCGACAAAAUCGGAAUAAACAUCAACGUGAAUAUCUCCAAUCCCCACAUAGAAAUCAUCCAGACUCCGGAUAGCGUCAAGGAUCAAUCGGAACAGUUUCAGUUCAGUAGGUCGGCUAGUGUUACUUCGACGGACAGUCAAUACAACUGGAUCGCUACUCCGGAAUACCUCAUCCAAAAACACAACAUGACUUUUCCGGAAAGCGCUAGCAGCUCCCCGAUUUUACACAGCAGGAAUCCGCAUCGAUGUAGACGGUUCAGUGUAGACUUGAGCCAGAUGCGAUCGCUCAGGUUGUUCUUCAGCGAUAAUAGCUGCACAUGCGGACAGCUGGUAGUCGCUUCGAGGGAGUCGCAAUACAAGAUACUUCAUUUUCACCACGGCGGGUUGGAUCACUUGGCACAGGUGUUGCAUCAGUGGCACUCGCUGCUGCAUAAUAUUAAAUCCGUCAAAGGUGGCGACGAAAACUUGCCAUACCGCCACUUCAUGGUCUGCAGGCCAGAAGUGUCACAAUUAGAGUUGCAUCCGGAAGAAGGACAAAUGCCUAAAUUGACCGAUGAAAUAUUUAGGAGGCUUUUCAACCAUUCCGGGCAAAUAGAGGACGAUUUGGCACUGAGGAAGUAUGUGUUCUUUGCGGGAAUGGAUCGGGAUAUACGGAAAGAAGUGUGGCCAUUUUUACUGCACGUUUAUCCCUACAAUAGCACAUUUCAGGACCGGACACAGAUUGCAGAAAUCAGACGGCAGGAGUACGAUGAAAUUACGAGAAGGAGGUUGGACCUCAACGGGAACAACCUGAAGCACUUUAAAAGGAAAAUACAAAGCGUGGUAGAAAAGGAUGUGAUCCGAACGGAUCGAGGCAAUCCGUUUUUCUCCGGCGACGACAAUCCAAACCUGGCGAUAAUGAAGAACAUUCUCUUAAAUUACGCCAUUUAUAAUCCUGCUUUGGGGUACACGCAAGGUAUGAGCGACUUGUUAUCGCCUGUGUUAUAUGAACUAAAAGAUGAAGUGGCCGCAUUUUGGUGCUUCGUCGGGCUAAUGCAAAGGGCCGUUUUCGUCGCGACUCCUACUGAUAGAGACAUGGACCGAUGUUUGAGAUUUUUGCGUGAAUUGAUCAAAUUGAUGGUGCCCAAGUUCCACGAUCACCUAGAAAGACACAAAGACGCCAUGGAGUUGCUGUUUUGCCACAGAUGGAUAUUGCUUUGCUUCAAGAGAGAGUUUACUGAAGGGGUCGCCCUUAGAAUGUGGGAAGCGUGCUGGGCAAAUUAUUUGACAGAUUAUUUCCACCUCUUCCUCUGCUUGGCUAUCAUUUCGGUCUACGCUGACGACGUGAUUGCUCAGAACUUGAGGGCCGACGAAAUGCUGUUACAUUUCAGUUCAUUAGCAAUGUAUAUGGACGGUCAGCUAAUAGCAAGAAAGGCUAGAGGGUUGCUGCACCAGUUCAGACUGAUGAGAGAAAUUCCCUGUACGUUGAAUGGUUUGUGUAAAAAGUGCGGUCCUGGGAUAUGGGAUAGUACGCACAGUCCCCGGAUAUAUUGCACGUGUCAGGGAGCUUGUGUAAAUAGCGCGUAAAUUGAUUUCUUGCUCAAUGUAUUGUUUUGGAGUACUACGGUUGAGAUUAUUUUUAGCGGAAAAGAUUUCGCAAUACAUUUUAAUUGUUAGAAACUUUUUAGAGCAAGCUUUGACUUAUAUUUCGUUAAGAACUGAAUUCGUAAGUAAAUAACACACCUUUCGUUAACAUCAAUAGAUCUCACCACAGACAAAUACAUAACAUUACCAGUUAAUUUCAUUAAACAUUGUUACUUAUUUAAAAUUCCUAUCUACAUAGGUUUCUGUAAUAAACAGCUCUUCCGAACUUUGUAAAUUGAUUUGGACAAUUGCCUAUAAAGAUUUUAUUUGUUUACAAAUUCCCAACUUUUUCAAUUUUCAAUGAUUAUCGAUAAUUUCCAAUAUCGCUAUAACCACCAUUUUUAUAAAAUGUAUUAUAUGAGAUUGUUUUUUGUUAACAAAAUUAAAGAAUUUAGAUUGACGUCAGAAUUUCAAUUAAUUAAAAUUAAAUAUUUCGGUGAUGCCGAAUUUUUUUAUUUAGCAUAUUUUUUAUUUAGGUUUGGGUUGUGAAGCUUGAAAUUUUGACAUAAUUUCAAUUUUGCAAAUGCUGUUUUUGAAUGUAAAUUUAUUAAUGAUGAUGAUUUAAAAAUACAAAAAUCAAUCAAUUAUUUUUAAAAUAAAAGAUGUGACGGAUUUGUGAACAAAUAAACGUACUCUCUGUAUGUCGAUUAUGAGAUCCAUUCAAUUGGACAGACCAAAGUAAUUUGAAUAGCAACAGAUUUAGAUUAUCUAGACAUUUUGUUAUUUGACUCGCAUUCAGCUGCGUAUUCUGAUAUUUUACUAUCCAAAACUUCUUGUUUUUCCUGUAGCAUGAUUGAACAUUUAUAUAUUUUUAAACAGAUUGUUAAGUAGUUUUUACAUAUCGAUCGAACAUUGUUGAAAUAAAAGGAUAAGAUUUACAUGCAAUAAAGAA